AGGAAAUACAAGUAAAAACCAAUUGGAAUAAAAGUGAUUUUUACUACAUGUAAUAUUCUGAAUUUCAGAUGCAAUGACUUGUGUAAAAUGCCCUGAAGACCAGAAGUCUAAUAAGCAGAAGACUGACUGUGUUCCUAAAGCUCUUAAUUACCUUUCUUAUGUGGAUACUCUGGGGGUCAGUUUAACUUCAACUGCCAUAUUUCUCUUCAUCGCAACUUCUGCAGUGUUGGGAAUCUUCGUAAAAUAUUGGGACACUCCUAUUGUAAGAGCCAGUAACCGAAAUCUCAGCUGUCUCCUCCUCAUCUCUCUCAUGUUGUGUUUCCUCUGCACUUUAUUGUUCAUUGGGCGCCCAACUAAAAUAUUUUGUCUUGUUCAACAAGUGGCAUUUGGAGUUAUUUUUACGAUUUCUGUUUCUACUGUGUUGGCUAAAACCCUGACAGUUAUUAUUGCUUUCAAUGCCACAAAGCCUGGGAGCAAGCUGAAGAAGUAUGUAGGAACCCAACUGUCCAUUUUAGUUAUCUUUGUAUGUUUUUUGGGUGAGUCUAUAAUCUCUGUUGUAUGGAUGGCCUCCAGUCCUCCAUUUCCAGAUGUUGAUACUUAUUCUGAAGCUGACACCAUUAUCCUACUGUGUAAUCAAGGAUCUAUCAUUUUUAUCUUCUCUAUAAUUGGAUACAUUGGAGCUUUGGCAGUGCUGAGUUUCAUUGCUGCAUUUCUAGCCAAGGAUUUCCCUGACCGAUUUAAUGAGGCUAAAAACAUCACUUUCAGUAUGUUGGUGUUCUGUAGUGUGUGGGUGGCAUUUGUCCCUGCAUACCUGAGCAGUAAGGGGAGUAGAAUGGUGGCUGUUGAGAUAUUUGCCAUCUUGUUCUCUAGUGCAGGCCUACUUACCUGUAUAUUUGCCCCCAAAUGCUACAUUAUUUUUCUUAGACCUGAACUGAACAUAAGAGAGAUUGUUGUCAGAAUUACUAGUUAUUGAUGCAAUCUUUCAUUUUGGUUAAAAAGCAGAGAUUUGCUUGAGGUACUUGAGUGUAGCAGUUAAUUAUACAACACCUAAAGCCAGAUCUCAGUAAAGAAGUCAUUUAUUGUUUUAAACAUGAAACUCUGGAAGUCUUCCUCUAUUUGCACCGAGGGAGUCAUGUUAGUAAAUGCCAAUAACAAUUCAGCAACUAUCUGAGAUAUCACUUAGAGCU
Molecule: messenger RNA, 1187 nt
Organism: Xenopus laevis (African clawed frog)
Lineage: Eukaryota; Metazoa; Chordata; Amphibia; Anura; Pipidae
Product: vomeronasal type-2 receptor 26-like
Exons: 1
Coding region: 74-973 (299 amino acids)
Source: RefSeq, a predicted model, not a curated record